Phytomonas sp. Hart1 is the source of this 625-nucleotide messenger RNA. NCBI's taxonomy places the organism in Eukaryota, Euglenozoa, Kinetoplastea, Trypanosomatida, Trypanosomatidae. The record is from the annotation of a GenBank genome assembly.
GGCGUUCUCGAUAAAAUAGGUAUAAAAAAGUGAUUAUGUCUAGCAAAAAGAAGAAGAAUGUAGUGGCGGAUCCAAAUAUUGAUUCAAAAAAACAAAUAUUAGAAUCUCUUAAGCAACAGUGCUACGCGGCAGAACGGAUUUUAUCUAUAAGCACGGGUCAACAAAAAAGACUAGAUGUUGACAUCGAUAAUCUUCAGCGGCAAGUCGCACUUUCUCAACAAAAAAACGAAGAAAUUGAUAAAACUCUGGAUGACGACGUAGCGUAUAUGCAAAAAAUGUACACAACCAAUGAGGAUAUACUUAAGCAGCGGUAUGAGAAACUUGUUCAAAACGCUGAGGAUGAGGAAAAGGAAAAUCGCGAUCUGAGAGAAAAGCUAGAGGAAAUCAAAAGACGGAAAGAGGAAGAACUCCGCUACAGGGAAGCUGACAUCGAGGAGCAGAAACGCCUUAUUGAUCAACAAGUUCUCCUGUUUGGUAUGAAACUCAAGGAAGUCCUUGAGCGAAUGCAAUAGAGACGUUACUAAUUAUACAAUAAUGUCCAAUGAAACAGAUAAAAAUUGAACAUAUUUGGUAUAUUAUGCAUGUAAAUAUAUGCGCUCCGAACCUCUCUCGGUUCUUGACUUUA